Pseudomassariella vexata is the source of this 248-nucleotide messenger RNA. RefSeq lists its product as uncharacterized. The annotation marks the transcript as partial. Gene Ontology annotation, cellular component: mitochondrion. Gene Ontology annotation, biological process: translation. The record is from RefSeq and is a predicted model, not a curated record. The transcript is spliced from 2 exons. Lineage: Eukaryota; Fungi; Ascomycota; Sordariomycetes; Amphisphaeriales; Pseudomassariaceae.
GCGGCCCAACAUGGCGAAGAAACCGAGAUCCCGCAUCAUCAAUGCGCGCCUCAUCUCCAUGGCCAUGACGGGCUUCUUCUACACGUUUAAGCGACCCCGGACGGCCCAGCCUAUGAGCAUGUUGAAAUACGAUCCAAUCGGUAUGCGACUUCCUUUUCCACCCUCUCGCGACCUGUGGUGUUCUUUCGCAGUGGAUGGUAGCUGAUCCGACUUGGCUUUAUUGCAGUACGGAAAAAGGUCCUAUUCCU